Messenger RNA from Meloidogyne enterolobii, 1165 nucleotides. The record is from the annotation of a GenBank genome assembly. Lineage: Eukaryota; Metazoa; Nematoda; Chromadorea; Rhabditida; Meloidogynidae.
AUGGCGCCUGCCACCUGUAUUACAACUGCGGAGGAUGAACUCAUUAAUGCUCCUUUCUAUCACGGAUUUCAAACUGCAGCAGAGGCUGAACCAUUAUUGACGAAGGACAAUGGCCGUUUCCUAGUUCGCCUGAUAGAAGAAAAUGGUCAUUUUACAGUUGCGGCCCUUAUACGAUACCACCGAUUUUCACAGAAGCCUGUCAACGACGAAUCUGGUGCCUGCCUUCGUAGUUACGUGGAGAGGAGUCACUAUGCCAUAUACCGUGAACAGCUAACCAUUCUUAGUGUGAUAGGUCAUGGAGAGUUUGGCGAAGUGCGCAAAGGGAAACUUAGAGUUGGAAUGCAGAGCAUUGAUGUAGCUGUCAAGACAAUGAUUACUGACAAGAAAGGCAUUGAUCCAAAUGAGAGACACAUGCGCCUGCAACAUCGAAACAUUAUUCGCCUUUUUGGCGUAGUCGUGUAUAAUGAUCCAAUAUUGAUUGUGACGGAAUACGCACCCGGUGGUUGUCUACACGAUCGUUUGGUAGAAAAAAGGCCGACUGAUAAAGAAAGACUGAACUUUUGUCGUGAUAUAUGCUUUGGAAUGGCUUACUUAGAGAGUAAGGAGGUAAUUCAUCGGGAUUUGACAGUCAGAAAUUGUUUGCUUUCGAAAUGGAACGUGGUAAAAAUUACCGAUUUUGGCCUUUCGCUUCAAGGAAUAACAAAAGUACUCUUGCCCAGAGCUCGUGCCCCGAUAAGGUAUGUACCACCCGAAACACUGAAAACUGCACUUUUCUCACACAAAUCUGAUGUUUGGGGUUAUGGUAUUGCGCUCUUUGAAAUUUGGUCAAAACCACAUGAGGAGCCAUACAAAGAAAUUCAAAAUAAUCGGCAACUAAGAAAGAGAAUACUUGAAGGAUAUCGACUAACACCACCAAAAGGAAUGCCAAAAAAGAUGCAAGAACUAAUGCUGAAGACUCAGAGUGCUUCACCAGAUAAUCGGCCAACAUUCAAGACGAUAAAAAAGAUAUAUUUUGGAGAAGAAAAGAGUACAUUCAGAGAAUAUGUUAGUCGAAUCUUUCGAAUUUCUUGACUCAGGAAACCUUUAUAAGAAAGUUCUAAUUGUAAUUAUUCCUUAUUUGUUAGUGCAAUGUAUUAAGAAAUUCUUAAUUCACAUUUUUUGUAAA